CCUCAAACUGCUGUCUACACCGCAUCCUGAUGAGUAAAGGAGAAGUGUAUUGAGGACAAACGAUGGAGUGCGAGGGUGUUUUGGUGCAACCAUUGGAUUUUUGAAGCAACAACAAUUUGGGAAACUUGCACCGCAAAGCGCGAUUGAUAUCGACUUGAGAUGCCAAUUUGGAGGUGAGAAGACAGUAGAACAGUCACAUACAGUGGCAUAGUUGAUAGAAGAAGCACCUGAAAAAUGAUGCAGCACUUGAAGAAGCAGAGAAAGACCUUCCGUUCAUUUACUUUUCUCUCCCAAUGCUUGGCUUUCUCUUCGUCCACCAAGAACCUAAAACCCCACCAAAACCCACUUUCCACUCUCACAAACAUCCCUUCCCAUCCCAGUAGUAACACCAAUGCCAUCACUUUCUCACCUUUAAAGGCACAUCUCUAUGCCUCGUUCUUUUGCACCCUCAUCCGCCUCUACUUGGCCUGUGGAAGAUUUUCCAAAGCCUCGGAGACCUUCUUCUCUAUGCGAAACCACGGUAUCAUUCCAAUUUUGCACUUGUGGAAUCGGCUUCUGUACGAAUUCAAUGCCUCUGGCUUGGUUCCUCAGGUAUGGAUUCUUUACAAUGAUAUGCUCACUUGUGGGGUUCUGCCUAAUGUUUUCACUUCCAACAUAUUGGUUCAUUCUUUAUGCAAAGUGGGUGAGUUGGGUUUGGCAUUGGAUUUGCUUAGGAGUGCAGAGAUUGAUACUGUUACCUAUAAUACCGUCAUUUGGGGGUUGUGUAAACAAGGGUUGGUGUAUCGGGCAUUUGCGUUUUUAUCUGAAAUGGUAAAGAAGGGUGUGUGCAUAGAUUCUUUUACUUGCAAUAUAUUGGUUAAUGGGUUUUGCCAAAUUGGGCUGGUAAAGUAUGCAAAGUGGGUCAUGGAUGAUUUAGUUAAUGGGGGGAUUCAUCCAGAUGUUGUUGGUUUCAAUACGUUGAUUAAUGGGUAUUGCAAAGCUGGGGAAGCUAACCAUGCGCUCAAAUUGAUGGAGAGUAUGAGAAAGGAGGGUUUUUUUCCUGAUAUUGUUACUUAUAAUACUUUUAUAGAUGGGUUUUGCAAGACGGGUGAUUUUGUUAAGGCCAAGAGUCUUAUUGAUGAGCUUUCGGGGUUUCGGCGUAACGAAGAUUGUGUAGUUUUGAAAAUUGAUGAUGUUGAGGAUAGGGCUGACAGUGUGGAUUUGAAACCAAACCUUAUUACCCACACUACCCUCAUUAGCGCAUACUGUAAGCAGCAAGGGCUUGAGGAAGCACUUUCUUUGUAUGAGGACAUGGUUAUGAAUGGGUUCUUCCCUGAUGUAGUCACUUACAGUUCCAUUAUGUAUGGUCUUUGCAAGCAUGGAAGAUUAGCUGAAGCAAAAGUACUUAUGAAUGAGAUGGAGAAGAUGGAUGUGGAUCCUAAUCAUGUCUCAUAUACCAUCAUUGUUGAUUCCUUGUUUAAGGCAGGGAGAACAGUUGAGGCUUUUGUCUUUCAGAGCCAAAUGAUAGUUCGUGGCAUUGCUUUUGAUGUGGUCACGCUUACUACUUUAAUGGAUGGACUUUUUAAGGUUGGGAAAGCCAAUCAAGCUGUGGACACGUUGCAAACAUUUUCCAAGCUUAAUCUAGUUCCAAACUAUGUUACCUAUUCUGAAUUAAUCGACGGGCUUUGCAAGUUAGGAGACAUGGCUACUGCAGAGUCUGUACUGCAAGAAAUGGAGGAGAAGCGUGUUUUUCCAAAUGUUAUUACUUAUUCCUCUAUCAUAAAUGGCUAUACGAAGAAAGGAAUGCUUGGUGAAGCUGUUAAUGUAUUGAGGAAGAUGGUGCAACGAAAUAUCUUGCCAAAUGCUUUUGUUUAUGCAACACUAAUUGAUGGCUAUUUGAAGGCAGGUAAGCAAGCAACUGCUCUUGAUCUGUAUAAUGAAAUGAAAAUGGGAGGAUUAGAGGAAAACAAUUUUGUACUUGAUGCCUUCGUGAACAACAUGAAAAGAGGACGGAGCAUGGAGGAGGCUGAGGGAUUAGUAAAAGAUAUGACAUCCCGGGACGUGUUGCCUGACCAUGUCAAUUAUACAUCAUUAAUGGAUGGUUUCUUUAAAUUUGGAAAGGAGUCGGCUGCUCUUAACAUGGCUCAAGAAAUGACAGAGAGAAAUAUAAGGUUUGAUGUUGUUGCAUAUAAUGUUCUGAUCAAUGGUCUAUUGAGGCUUGGAAAAUGUGAACCAGAAUCUGUUUAUACUGGAAUGAGAGAGUUGGGUUUGUCUCCAGAUCAAGCUACAUACAACACCAUGAUUAAUGCCUACUGCAAACAGGGUAACUUGGAAAAUGCUUUGAAACUCUGGAAUGACAUGAAAAGUCAAGGCUUAAUGCCAAAUUCAAUCACCUGUAACAUUCUGGUUACUGGGCUUUGUGAAGAUGGUGAUAUUAAAAGAGCAAUGGACGUUUUGAAUGAAAUGUUGGUUCUGGGGCUUCAACCUACUUUAACUACUCAUAGAGUUUUGCUUGAUGCAUCUUCUAGGAGUAAAAGGGCGGAUGCAAUUUUAGAAGUGCAUGAGCAACUCGUAGAUAUGGGGCUUAAACUUGAUCAGGCAGUUUAUAACACUCUCAUCACUACCUUAUGCAGGCUAGGGAUGACUAGGAAAGCUACUUCAGUAUUGAGAGAAAUGACACAAAGAGGAAUUUUAGCGGAUACUAUCACUUAUAAUGCUCUUAUUCGUGGAUAUUGUUUAAGCAGCCAUGUAAAAAGGGCCUUUGCUGUUUAUUCUAGUAUGUUGGUUGAAGGAAUUUCUCCAAAUAUUUCUACUUACAAUCUCCUUCUAGGGGGUCUUUCAGCUGCUUGUUUGAUGAGAGAGGCGGAAGAAUUAUUUGGUGAAAUGAAGGAGAGAGGAUUUGCCCCUAAUGCUUCUACUUAUGAUACUUUGAUUUCUGGUCAUGGUAAGCUUGGAAAUAAGAAGGAAUCAAUAAAAUUUUACUGUGAAAUGGUAACUAAAGGCUUUGUUCCCAAAACUAGCACCUACAAUGUGCUUAUUAGUGAUUUUGCUAAGGUGGGAAAGAUGAGCCAAGCUAGAGAGCUUCUAAAUGAGAUGCAGGUGAGAGGGGUGUCCCCUAAUUCUUCAACUUACGACAUACUAAUCUGUGGCUGGUGCAAUCUAUCUAAUCGACGAGAGUUGGACAGGACAUUGAAAGUGUCAUAUCGAGCUGAGGCAAAAAGAUUAUUCACAGAGAUGCAUGAGAAAGGGUUUGUUCCAUGUGAAAGUACGCUUUUACAUAUCAGUUCUACGUUUGCUAGACCAGGAAAGAAGGCCGAUGCUCAGAAGCUGUUGAAGGAACUGUACAAGAAAAAGAACACAUGAUAGAUGGGCUAAAAACAGAAGACAGCAAAGACAGCAAUGUCUAUUCUGGAUAGCCAGCCACUCAAGCGCUUAUGGAAGUAUGUGUUACUGCAACAUUCCAAUUCUUCAAUAAGACACCUGGUCCUGAAAUACUUCACAAAUGAAGUUCAUCAUCCCUUUGUGGCAAUCUAUGAAAUUCAUGGUAUUUCCAUUUCCUGAAUGUUGGGGAAUCAACGAAAGGAAAAAAAAAAGGUUGAACUACUAGUCAAUGCUUCAAAGCAGAAAGAGAAGUUGAUUUACCCUCCUAGGAAAGGGAAAUAUUCAUCAAGUAGACCAUAAAUGUCAAAUCAGAGGUAAUGACUUCCCACACUGUAUUUCAUGGCCACAAAGAAAAAUGAACAUGAAAAUAAAGAAACAGAAAAUCAAGGAAUACCCCUCAUGCUCCCUAUCUAGGCCAUACGGUCUCAUCGCUAUCUUGGAGUAGAAAGCAGGCAUUUAAAGCUUAGGGAGGGGAGUCUUAUUCAUGUUGACACACAGGAUACUAUUUUCUACACCUGUCUUUGUUACUACAAGCUCCACAAAGAUCUAUCAUCGCAAAUCAUUAUGCAGAAACAUACGGUACUGAAACAGUGCUCCCUGAAGAGUAGAGCUCUGCUGCAUAAAAUGUUUGCGUGCAGUUGGAAUAAAGAUCAGGAACAGUAGUGGUAAUAGCUUGGUAUGCUAUGGACUUUUGUGUACCCAGACACAUUUGGAAUAGAUAGAGCUGUGGCUGCGCUUUUUGGAAAUAGAUCUCUGCUCAUAUAUAUACUGCAUAUUUUACUCCGAAUCUAUCAGUACACAGCCUCAACCGAUUGAUAUCCUUAGUAGGGUCGUCUAUUAUUUUGCUGAGAAGAACAUGGACACUUAGAAAGAACAAAGAAGCUGGAAGAGCUUUCCAGAAUCAUGGAUAAGGUAACUUGAAGUUUUACACUCCUUUUUUGUCACCUGCAUAUCUAUAUAUAUAUAGAUAAUUGCUACUAGAAACUUGAACUUCUCUUUGUUCUCUUGUUAGCAUCAACCAUGCAGAAAGAUAUGUCAGAAUUGGCAAUUGCUUGCACAAAAAAAACCUUCGGAAACAGGUCCAAGGUGUUAAAAUGAUGCUUCUAAUGUAUCUAUUCCAAUAUGACACUCGACCAACUCUAUCUUCCCUCACCAAAACUCUUUCCUUAAUAAGGGUGCCUCCUCUAGGUGGGGGAAAGGCAAGUCUCAGGCCGUCUUGCACUGAGGGCAACAGGGGGGUUUUGGGUUUUUGCUAUUUGUGGGUUUUGGGUUUGAGGGCUUGUGGGGUUUGGGUUUGAGGUCUUGGGUUGGAGCCUCUGUGUAUGCUUGUUCACGUAGUGGUGCUUGACGCUUUUUAAUAAAUUAUGAUUCAGCAAAAAAA
Alnus glutinosa is the source of this 4741-nucleotide messenger RNA. RefSeq names its product pentatricopeptide repeat-containing protein At5g14770, mitochondrial. Gene Ontology annotation, molecular function: protein binding. The coding region runs from base 235 to 3342 and encodes 1035 amino acids. The record is from RefSeq and is a predicted model, not a curated record. NCBI's taxonomy places the organism in Eukaryota, Viridiplantae, Streptophyta, Magnoliopsida, Fagales, Betulaceae. The transcript has 3 exons.